GCGGCGCAUCUGGAAGAGGGCUGGCCGGCUGGGGUGGUGGAGGACGGGGAGAGAAGAGGAAGGAGGCUCCGGGAGCAAGCGAGACAAAAAAAGGGUCAGGCCUGGGACUUGGGAAAACUGGGAGAGAAGAGAAGAAGGGUCAUCUCUAAAUUUCGCCAUUUUUUUUUGUUCCUUUUGAAGUUCAUUCUUACUGGAAACGUCCGCAAAUUCUACUGCUAUUUUACCUCCCAUAAGCCUUUAAGACUCAAUGAUGCCAUCCAACACUGUCACCAACACCAACUCCACCUCAUGCAAAGGCUCGGAUUUCGUGGAUUCACCUGGAAACCGAAUGGGUGAGAGCACAAUGCUAGGCAUGGACCUAAUGGAGGAGCAGAGGUUGGCUUUUAGUAGUGCCUCAUUUAAAGUUGGAAAGCCUGGAAGGAAGCGUAAGCAGUUUCCAGUAGGGAGCUGCGGUUCUAUCACAGAUUGUGGAAGUGUUGGCAACAGUUACCCCGGGCUGUGUCGGCCGUCUAUAUCACAAGUCCAUAAUGGAGACAUGGAUGGACAUGGAGAUAAGAUGCCUGAAGCCUGCUUCCCCAAACAGGAGAAGCGGGAAGUGGAGAAUGGAAUUCCCAGAUGCAUGUCCUCCUACCAGGAGGAGGACAGCUCCCAGGGUCAGAGCCCGAGUCCCUCCCACGAGAACGGCUUCCCGUCCAGCCAGGAGAAGCGGGACUUGGAGAAAGACAAGGACGACAGCCUGAUGAUGCCACGCAAGAAGAGAGGGAGGCGGAAACUCGAGCGACCAACGAAGUAUGUGGAGCACAAGGAAGACGACGGGUGCGACACAAUCAAGACCGAGGGAGGUCGAGGCAGGCUACGAGGGGGAGUUGGUUGGGAGAUCAGCCUUCGACAGAGGCCAAUGCCCAGAAUAACCUUCCAGGCUGGUGACCCUUAUUACAUUAACAAGCGGACCAGGGAGGAGUUGAUGGCCAAGUGGAAGAUGGAGGCAGAGAAAAAAGCCAAACUAAUGUCAGAGAUCAACAUAAUGAAGGACCUGGAGAAGAACGAGACAGAGACCCAGAAAGAGGAGGUCUCAAUAAUCAAACACCCACAGCCUUCAAAGCAACAACCUCAGCCUCAGCCACACAGUCAGCCUCUGUCUCAGCCUCAGUAUCAACAGCAAUCACAGCCGUCUCUGCCGCAGCAACAUAAGCAGCCACCUCAGCAGCAGCAGCUACAGCAGCAACCUACUGACCCAGCUUCCCCCACUGUGGCAACCACCCCGGAGCCUGUCACCAUCGGAGAAGAGGGAAAAACUUCCCCAAAGGCUGCAGACACUGAGCCUGAGUAUGAGGACGGCCGUGGUUUUGGCAUCGGCGAGCUGGUUUGGGGGAAGCUGCGAGGAUUUUCCUGGUGGCCAGGCCGCAUCGUAUCCUGGUGGAUGACGGGCCGGAGCAGAGCUGCCGAGGGAACCAGAUGGGUCAUGUGGUUUGGAGACGGAAAAUUCUCAGUGGUCUGUGUAGAAAAGCUUCUGCCUUUAAGUUCAUUUAAUAAUGCCUUUCACCAACCAACGUAUAACAAACAGCCCAUGUACAAGAAAGCCAUCUACGAAGUGUUACAGGUGGCUAGUAGCCGGGCAGGAAAAGCCUUCAUAGCCUGCCCUGACAACGAUGACAGUGAAACCUCCAAAUCAGUGGACAUGUUAAACAAGCAGAUGAUUGACUGGGCAGCGACAGGGUUUCAGCCCACUGGACCUAAGGGCUUAGAGCCACCAGAGGAGGAGCGUAACUCCGAGGUUUACCCUGAGAUGUGGGUGGAGCCCGAAGCUGCAGCAUACCAACCGCCCCCAGCCAAAAAGCCUCGCAAAAGCACAGCUGAGAAACCGAAAGUCAAGGACAUCAUUGAUGAGAGGACGCGGGAGCGGCUUGUUUAUGAAGUGAGACAAAAGUGCCGCAGCUUAGAGGACAUCUGUAUCUCUUGUGGAAGUCUGAAUGUGAGCCUUGAGCACCCUCUGUUUGCUGGAGGAAUGUGCCAGAGCUGCAAGAACUGCUUCCUGGAAUGUGCAUAUCAAUACGAUGAUGAUGGUUAUCAGUCGUACUGUACUAUUUGCUGUGGUGGACGCGAGGUGCUCAUGUGUGGAAACAACAACUGUUGCCGGUGCUUCUGUGUGGAGUGUGUAGACCUCCUCGUCGGUCAAGGAGCCGCCCACGCUGCCAUCAAAGAGGACCCGUGGAACUGCUACAUGUGCUGCCAGAAGGGCGGCUUCGGCCUGCUGGAGCGCCGCGCGGACUGGCCCAGCCGUCUGCAGCACUUCUUUGCAAACAAUCACGAGCAAGACUUUGAUCCACCAAAGCUUUACCCUCCAGUCCUGGUGGAGAAGCGGAAGCCCAUUCGUGUUCUGUCGCUUUUUGAUGGCAUAGCUACAGGGCUGCUGGUGUUAAAAGAACUUGGCAUCCAAGUGGAUCGCUACGUAGCGUCCGAGGUGUGUGAAGACUCGAUCACGGUGGGGAUCGUCCGACAUCAGGGGCGGAUCAUGUAUGUUGGAGAUGUGAGGAAUGUCACUCGCAAACAUAUUCAGGAGUGGGGUCCGUUUGACCUCGUCAUUGGUGGAAGUCCCUGCAAUGACCUCUCAAUAGUCAAUCCUGCUAGGAAGGGCCUUUAUGAAGGCACCGGUCGCCUUUUCUUUGAGUUCUACCGGCUGCUGCACGAGGCUCGGCCAAAGGAAGGAGACAACAGACCUUUCUUCUGGCUCUUUGAAAACGUGGUCGCAAUGGGUGUCAGCGACAAGAGGGACAUUUCUCGCUUUUUAGAGUGUAAUCCAGUUAUGAUUGAUGCCAAGGAGGUGUCUGCUGCCCACCGCGCCCGUUACUUUUGGGGUAACCUCCCUGGCAUGAACAGACCUCUGUCCGCCAUGUGCGCUGACAGGUUGGACCUCCAGGACUGUUUGGAACACGGCAGAACAGCAAAGUUUGGGAAGGUGAGGACCAUCACCACGAGGUCUAACUCCAUCAAGCAAGGAAAGGACCAGCAUUUCCCUGUCUUUAUGAACGAAAAGGAAGAUAUUCUCUGGUGCACUGAGAUGGAAAGGGUAUUUGGCUUCCCAGUCCACUAUACAGACGUUUCCAACAUGAGCCGACUGGCGAGGCAGAGGCUCCUGGGCCGAUCAUGGAGUGUCCCUGUUAUACGCCAUCUGUUUGCACCACUUAAAGAUUACUUUGCCUGUGUUUGAGAAGCAGGAGACGUUGCCUUUUAGGCCAUUUAGGAACCAGAAAUUAGAACCAUAAUCCACAAAUUAUACUCUUGUAUAAUUUGCAAGCAAAACAUUGACAUGGAUUUCACAUUAUCUCCUGUAUUUGAAUUGUAAUUCUUAUUCUAUUUAAGUUUUUGUCAUUUUUACCUUUUAGCAGUGUUAUUGAGUAUUGUUUAUUUGUUUGUGCAAGCUAUACUUAUAUGAGGAGAAUUAUGUUCGUUUUUUAAUACGAUUAAUCAAAAUCAAUGAAAACAAGACAUUUAAAUGCAAAACUACACAAAAUAUUAAAUAUUAUCGUUUUGCAAAGAAAAAAAUUUUGAAAUUAAAUUAUGCUUCUAAAGUUUUGCUUGCAAAUUUGAAAGGUUUGAUUUCGAAGGCGUAUAUAUUUGAGUCUUAUGGCUCACCACCCAGGGUGGCAUACGUUCAGGGGGCGACACAAACGUUGGGGGGGGGGGGAAUCCAGUAAUUGUGCCUGAAUGGGUUUCUAGUGUUUUUUGUGAAUUCUGAUUAAUGUGUACUGUAUGAAAAUCUUUAUAUAUUAUAAAGAUUUUUUUUAUAGGGUGUAGGUAAUGAGGCUAAGGUUAUCUGGUUUCUUUGAAAUGUUACAUUUAAAGUCUUUUAUUUUAUAGCGUUCGAUUUUUAAAUAUUGCAAAUCUGAAGUGGACUGUUCUACACUGAACAGCGAUUCUUUAAAACAGCUUUAGCUUUAUUAAACCUUUAUUCUAUUUCAGAAAAACAAAAGGAGCAUUUCUUUAGUUUAUUUUCACAUCAGGAAAACCUUAUAUUGAGAUCAUUGUGAAGAACCUGAACUAAAAAACAGACUUUUUUUAACACAGUUUUGAUUUGUGAAAACAAAAAAUCAUGAGGAUUUUUAUUUAAUAUAGUUAAAAUCUUUUUGCAUCCAGGAUGACAUCCAUGCAAGAACCGAUUCUGGUUGGAGUUUCCAAAAUGGUCUCUUCAGGCAACAUUAACCAAUAGAGAAAGAUUUUAUAUCCCUCAUUCUGGAAGUUCAUGUCUGCACAACUUGCAAAAAAAAUGGUUUAAAGCUAAGUAGUUUCAACCAAAUCUGGUGGAGGCGUGACCAAAUACUCCUAGGCACAUAUGAAACUUUUAGCUUUGCAAGCAAAACUAUAAAUGCAAAUUUAAGCUUGUGUUAUUUUUGCCAAAAAAAAAAAAAAAAAUCUUUUUUGUUUGUAUCAAAAAAGAACAAAAUUCACUUCAUAUCCUUGAGACUACGCUUUUUUCUCGAGACACUGAGACACACAAGUGCCGAAAGCAUUUUAUUAAAGAGACGGAAAUCGUAUGGGAAGCGUCGUCUUGGGUGAGUGAAAUGUGUCAGGCUGCAGCGUAGUGACCUGCAGGUGCAGCCGUGCUUCCAGCUACUGAGCCUCACGGAGAUGUGAAAAGGGAUUUUCUUCAGUGUCUGGAGGGCCGUGUCUCUGAAAAUCCAAAACCCCAGAUCACAUAUACCUCUUUGUUUACAGUUUCUAUACACAGCUGAAGGUAAUAAAGGUACUACUGUAAUAUGGUUACAAUACCAUGGUGCUCCAAAAUGACAAACAUCAUAGCCCAUGUGGCACUACAACCUUUGACAAUACAGAGCUCUUUAACCUGUUGCUGGAAAGAUUUCUGCUGAAUGUUUUUACAUUUAAUUAAAUUCUGGGAAACAGACUUUAAACUGCAACACAGAGCCUGUCCUCUUUUACAGCUGAUGUAUCUACUGGUGCUCAUUUGAUCUCUCAGCUUUUCUGCACUCAGGCCCACAGCCUGCAUCUGCACAAACAGGGUGUGAAGCUAGCCACAUGGGAAUGAUGUUUUCUGUCAUAAAAAAAUAAACAAAACAAACAAAAAAAAAAACCUUUUAAAGAUCGAAGUCUCCGGUGAGCUACUUUUUUCCUAGUGUCACGCCGACUAACGAUAUUACUGUACAACUAUUAGUAAGCGUUGUUGCUGGAGGCUCGGUAACCGUCCUCCUCAACGUCUGCCUCUCUGAACUGAAAAACUGUCAGGUGCAAAUACUCAACAACAUGGUGCGGCUUCACAAGGUUCUUCUACCUUUUUAUAGCAAUUUUGUGCUGUUUUAUCAACAUUAUAAAGCACUUUUAUAUGUAUACUUUCUUGUUUUCUUGAUUGUUUUUGUUAUUAUUAAAUGAUGGUUCUUGUGAAAUGUUUUUUUGUUUUAGUUUUAUGAUGUGAACUGAUCUACCCUUGUGUAAUACUUUUUGUAUACAGUAGGGCUGUGCCAUAGAAGUACAAGUAUGGCUUUUGAUAUGUGAAACUCUUGUUAUUGGACUGUGUACAGUCGGUGGAUUGAUGUUUGUUGAUCUUUCCUUUUACUCCAUCAUCCACACUGUACUCUAUUUUAAAGCAGCAGCUCAACCUCACCACUAGGCAUGGGUCGGUAUGAGAUUCUCACAGCAUGAUAACUUUCAGAGAAAAUAAGACAGUUUCAUGGUAUAUGUACAAAAAGCUAAACUAAAGAUCAAUAACAUAAUCUAAUUGCUUUUAUUAGAAGACAAAAGCAAUCAUUUUUCCUGCUGCUGCUAAAGUAACCUAUUGAUUAUUGAGGUUAUAUAACGUUAUCCAUAACAUUUAUUGUCUUUAGACUUAAUCAAAAAUAGAGCAUAAACACCAGAUAAAUUCACUUGUAGUUUACUGUUUUGCUUCUUUUUAGGCUAACAGUAUAUAAAAAGCAAAUUUUAUCUUGGGAAUUAGUCUGACGUUUUGCUCUAUUAGAGCACACUCGUAGUUACUAACUCUAGUUUUAAAUCGGUAUUGCCCUAAUAAGAGUGAUAGGUGGUGCUCCUUUAAUUUCCACAACACAACUGUCUGAGCUGUUUUGACUGGAAAUAUUUCGCCAAAGCUAAGUUUAUCUUUCGUAUAGGUGAGGGAAAGGUGUCAUCGCCUUCUUUUAGCCAGCUGACCGAGCAGUGCUCAGCAGGUGGACGGGCAGGAAGCGCUGUUCGGCUAGAAAAAGAAACUCCGGCGACUCUGGAAUCUCGUUAAAGAGGAUUUAAACCAUAGGAACGAUAUGAUGGAAUAUUUUAUCAGGUUUAAAAUCAUAACUUUUAAGAAACUUACCUUUAUGGUGGCGAGAGGCUCAUGCCUAGUUACCGCCCAAAAUCAACAAAUGUAAAAACGUCUGGCAGAGUUUAAGACCUAUGUCGUCUGCUUUGUGUUCAUAUUUUGUCUCUUGUGAAUGACAGCCGGGCCUCUGGUGUCCCUGAUAAAUGUUAAAGUGUGGAUCACCAAUAAAAGGAAAGCUAUUCCUCUUGAUUUUAAACUGAAAGCUAAAAUCAGGAGGACUGAUGCUGUGGUUUGUCAAAACAAAAAACUGACGUAGUGUUUGACAAGGAUUUCAGCACUCAAAACAUUUAAAAGGCCUAAUGAAAGCAGAUGUCAUUACUUAUCUAUAUCGUAUUUAAAAUUGAAAUUUUAAAAUUUUAUUUCCCUAUGUAAUUACUUUUUUAAGUGACCUUACCACCAUCGUUUUUGUCCUUGCAGACAUAUUUUCCCUGUGCUGAAAAAAGUAACACCCCUUCAUCUUUGUACAGUUUUUACAUUUUGUAAAUAGAAAUUUUCAGUCACUGUUUUUAAUUCGUCCUUGUUUUUUGUUUUGUUUGUUUUUUCACAUAAGAUGUACAAAUAUAAUUCUUCGAUAAUAUAUAUCGACAAAAAUUCUUAGAUAAAAGUAAAAAAAAAAAUCAAGUGAAAAAUCUGAUUCAGAACUCGCUUUAAACAUUAUGCGUUACAUCCCGAUCUGUCUGUCAAGUGAAUCCAGAUUCGGUGUCUUGUGAUGUUAGCAUUGGCUGAGGACUGCGUUACCGCACAGCCCUACCUGGUGGUGUUUUUUUUUUGUUUUAGUUUCUAUUUUAAAGUUUUGCUUUUUGCUUCUGUAAAAGAGGGAUUGUAGUUGUUUCCAAUGGUGCUAAACAGUUUAUCAUAUCCAGAAACAUGUUUGAUUGGGAGAUAAAUGAAAAUGACAAUGACUGUUUUUGAGUCUCUGUAGUGAUGAAAAAGACCUGUUAUUUCACUCAUACAAAUAUAUUAACAAAGGCAUUUUAACUUUGUACUUGAAAAAAUUAAGGAUAACAGUAAAGAAAGGUUUCCUAUAUUGUUUUAGACUAUAGAUUGCUAGAUUGCUGUAGUUGGUGCUUUAGCUGUGGGAAAAUUGUGUGAGAAAAAAACAGUAAUAAUUUUUACUUUAGCAUACUGUAUGCUUUACGCGCAUUGCUUCUUAACCCUACAUUCCAUGCUGUAAUAUUCAUGUCUAUUAUCAUGCUGUUGAUUUAACCUGAUUCCUUUUUUUAUAUCAGCAACCAGUUUUUUGUUUUGUUUUUUACUCUUCAAGGCAGGUCAAUAUUGUGUGAUACUGUUGACGCUCUCUGUGAUUUCUUUCUGUCAUGACUGUUUAUGGCCUAUAUACGCUUUUUUAUCCUCAAGAUCAGUUCGUACAGCAAAUGUAGCAGCCAUUCUCCGCAUUGACUACCCCAUACUUAUGUUUAGUGUCCAGAGAGAAGAUAAAGGCUCUGUAUGUACUUGUGCUGGAGAACACUUGAAUAAAUGUCUUGUUUUUGUGCAAAAAAAA
Girardinichthys multiradiatus is the source of this 7817-nucleotide messenger RNA. RefSeq names its product DNA (cytosine-5-)-methyltransferase 3 alpha b (gene dnmt3ab). Gene Ontology annotation, biological process: negative regulation of DNA-templated transcription. The record is from RefSeq and is a predicted model, not a curated record. Gene Ontology annotation, cellular component: cytoplasm; nucleus. Gene Ontology annotation, molecular function: methyltransferase activity. The coding region runs from base 248 to 3208 and encodes 986 amino acids. NCBI's taxonomy places the organism in Eukaryota, Metazoa, Chordata, Actinopteri, Cyprinodontiformes, Goodeidae. The transcript has 23 exons.